Messenger RNA from Puccinia triticina, 1254 nucleotides. RefSeq lists its product as uncharacterized. Bases 1 to 1254 code for a protein of 417 amino acids. NCBI's taxonomy places the organism in Eukaryota, Fungi, Basidiomycota, Pucciniomycetes, Pucciniales, Pucciniaceae. The transcript is spliced from 2 exons. The record is from RefSeq and is a predicted model, not a curated record.
AUGGCUAACGCUCAAGAUACCGAGUUAUCAGGCUUACUCGGCUACAUGUGCUCACUCGGGGGAGAACACGGCAGUCCGGGGCAGAUCAAAUUCUUCGAGCAGGUGAUCAAUAACGAGGUAACGCGUAUCGGCGAUAAAUAUUACCGACUGUCGGAUCGAAUCGUCAACCGCCCAGACCCACUCGCACUGUUUAACCAACUCGAAAUCAGAAUGGAGCUCAUAAAUCAACUGCAAUCAAAACAUUUUCCCAGCUUAAAGCGCCAAGUCAUAUCCCUUUCGAACGCACUUAUUGGGGUUCUCAGCAGCCCCGAUUUCAAGGACAAGCCAUUUUCGAAAAUUAAACAAGGCCUCAAAGUUUUGGCAAAGCUCGAUGUCACGAUGGAUAAAAUUAAAUUCGCCAUAGCUUGCAUCGACCCAGAUUUAGACCCACAAGAAGUGAAGCAUGACCAGGACUUCAAGAAAGCGAAACUAGUGACAUGUAACCGCCUGGGUGCCAUAGUAAACGUGGUGACCGGAGCCGUUGUCGACUUACUUCGAUCCAUGGAACUGGCGGGACCCGUCGAUCACCCUGUGAUGAGCGAUUAUCCUCUGAUGAGGACCGAAAUGCUCGCGAUCGCACGUAGUUGCUCGGCCUCCAUCGAUACGGCUCUCGAAUUAAUGAAUAUGUCCGAAUUAAGGUUCAUCCGAGACGGAUGGGAAUUACAAAUAAAUUCGAUGGACGACUCGCUCAAGAAGUAUAUCACAUUCGUCAAUCGACCCGCACCCCGCAAAAAUCGCUCCAACCGGAAUAACCCGUCCAAUAUAGCACGACUCAACAACCAUCCUCGUACCAAAGCAUCAGUGGUGGCAGUAAUCAAAUUAACGAGACUGUUUUUGGCGAAGCUAGAAAAGAUGUCGGCCGAUAAAAAAAACUUCAGCAUGGUCUCUAAUCUGAGUUCCAGGGAGCUCGAUAUGUUCAGCGAGAUAGCCACCAAAAUUUCUGAAAGUAUCGUGAAGCUUGUCAAGGCUUUGAGUGGGAAUAGUGACGCAAAUCGUUUUCAAGAUAUUCUGGCUGUUCAUGAUUCAAUUACCCAGCUUCAAAGUGCUCCUAAAACCAUCUUAUUUAUGUGCAACCACAUUUUCCUUCCUGUGGUCCAUCAAGCUGAUCAACCUUCUCAUAAGAUGUACUACAAGGCUUGGUUUUAUCAUUGGAACAGACUCCACCAGUUGGCCACUCGAAACUCCCUCAAGGCUUUCAAAUUCAACUCGUCAUAA